This is a messenger RNA of Oxyura jamaicensis (ruddy duck), 1666 nucleotides long. Its product is annotated as putative acyl-coenzyme A thioesterase 6. The record is from RefSeq and is a predicted model, not a curated record. Bases 1 to 888 code for a protein of 295 amino acids. The transcript is spliced from 2 exons. NCBI's taxonomy places the organism in Eukaryota, Metazoa, Chordata, Aves, Anseriformes, Anatidae. Gene Ontology annotation, molecular function: fatty acyl-CoA hydrolase activity. Gene Ontology annotation, biological process: acyl-CoA metabolic process; fatty acid metabolic process.
AUGCCCUUCUGCAGUUCGUACUGUGUACGUGGCUUGAUGCAGUCUAAACCAGAGAAACAUUUAAAUGAGUCAUUUCAGGCAGUACUGCUCUUAUCUGUUCCAGGAGAGGACCUCUUUCCAGGAAUCAUUGACAUAGAUGGACUUGGAGGAGGCCUUCGUGAGUACAGAGCCAGCCUGCUGGCCAAUCAUGGCUUUGCCACACUGGCCCUGGCUUAUUACCAAUAUGAGGAUUUGUGCCAGGAUGUGACCAAACUCCAUCUGGAAUAUUUUGAAGAGGCAGUGAACUACAUGCUGCAGCACCCACAGGUAAAGGGGCCUGGCAUUGGCCUGCUUGGUUUCUCCAAAGGAGGUGAUCUGUCUCUCUCCAUGGCUUCCUUCCUGAAGAACAUCACAGCCGUUGCUACCAUUAAUGGUCCUGUGGCCAAUACAGCUAUUCCUCUCAGCUACAAGGAUAAAAUCAUCCCCCCUUUGCCCACUGAUCAACAGCGUAACAAGGUUUAUGAUGACAACGUUCUUGAUUUUUCUGAUGCCCCUUUUGACCCAUUUCGAGCCCCUGGCAACCAAAGCCUGAUCCCACUAGAGAAAGCUGAGGCACAUUUACUGUUCAUUGCUGGUCAAGAUGACCAUAUUAUCAACAGUGAGUAUUUUGUUACUGAAGCCUGCAAGCAUUUGCAGGCUCAAGGGAAGGAAAAUUAUCAGCUACUCAUUUACCCUGGAGUAGGGCACUGCCUUGACCCUCCCUUUUUCCCUUUGUAUUCGAUAGGAAGCCACCCUGUUUUUCAGAAGCGGGCAUUCUUGGGUGGGGAGCUCAUGGCUUAUUCUAAAGCACAGGUUCAUGCUUGGCCACAGAUCCAGGCUUUUUUCCACAAAUAUUUAAAUGACAAGUAAUGUGGAAGAAGCAAUGUACAAGUAACACGCAAUUUUGAACAACCAGAUCUGAUGAAUUCUUUUAUAUUUAUCAGGUCAAACCCCAUUCACAGCUGUACCACUACAGCUACAGUGUCUUCCAUGACUUUGCAGAUCCACUACUCAGAAAAGAGAUAAUUUUCAAUUUUCUGGUUUUCCCUCAACAUUUUUGCUCAAGUGUUAAGAAAAUGAAUGGAGAAUAGUUUCAUAUUAGCCCUUGAUAAAAUAGGUCAAACAAAAAAUACUCAUUGUUUUUCUCAUCUGUUUUCUACUUUAAUAUUUUACUGUACUUCGCAAAUACUGCGGUCUCCACAUGCAUAUGCUAUCCACAGCUCAUACUUAAAGCAAGACCUCUCAAAUACUAAUUUUGGCACGUGGAAUUCACCACAGUUAUGGUGAAUGUCUCACCACAAUUGGAAAUAUCUCUGAUCUCUGAGCUGCUGUAAGUGUGCAAUAAUGGAUGUUAUAAUAAGGAUGCUGGGGUGUCUCUGGUUAACUCUCUAGAAGAGUUGUUUGUCUUCUGUUUCCAUCUUCCCUUCAGAAGAAAGGGCUCUGGCUCAUGGAUACUUCUGGCUCCAAGAUGUCAUUGAAAAAGCCAAAUUUAAAAUCACUGUGAUCUUCUCCCACAAAAUGGGGGACUAUUAGAGCAAAAAUUUAAAUAAAGAGAGAAUGAGAUUUGAAAGCCAUGGAGUCAUUUGCUGUGCUUUGUUUAGAAGCAGGGAUCUUUGCAUCUGAGCCACCAGGCUGGAGCUUGCAGGAA